Ahaetulla prasina is the source of this 6897-nucleotide messenger RNA. It is a transcript of the gene DOCK7, whose product is annotated as dedicator of cytokinesis 7. Lineage: Eukaryota; Metazoa; Chordata; Lepidosauria; Squamata; Colubridae. Gene Ontology annotation, molecular function: guanyl-nucleotide exchange factor activity. The transcript has 49 exons. The coding region runs from base 199 to 6510 and encodes 2103 amino acids. The record is from RefSeq and is a predicted model, not a curated record. Gene Ontology annotation, biological process: positive regulation of GTPase activity; small GTPase-mediated signal transduction; axonogenesis.
GUCUGCUAGGAGAGGCGCAUAAGCUUUUUCCCCGCACUUGUCGCUGGAAACGGGACUGGAUAAACGGCAGACUUUGGGAUGCGCUUCCUUUAGGAGCAUUACGGCACUCAUUCCUGGUUCCUUUGACUGCUCUCCAGCAGCAGCGGUGGCGGCGAAAGAGCCGAGGAGCGUUUUGGGUUGCUGGAAGCCGAAGCGGCCAUGGCCGAGCGCCGCGCCUUUGCUCAGAAGAUCAGCAGAACUGUGGCAGCUGAAGUACGGAAACAGAUUUCAGGGCAAUAUGGAGGAUCACCACAACUUCUCAAGAACCUUAAUAUUGGGGGCACAAUUUCCCACCAUACAACUGUGCCUCUUACUGAACCUGUUGAUCCAGUGGAUUUGGAAGAUUACCUUCUUACACAUCCACUUGCAGUGGAUUCCGGCCCUAUGAGAGACUUGUUUGAAUUUCCUUCUGAUGAUAUUGAAGUCAUCUAUAGCCCUCAAGAAUGCAGAACAUUGGUGUCAGCUGUACCAGAGGAAAGUGAAAUGGACCCCCAUGUGAGAGACUGUGUAAGAAGUUAUACAGAAGACUGGGCUAUUGUGAAUAGAAAGUAUCACAAACUGGGGACUGGAUUCAAUCCCAACACCUUGGACAAGCAAAAAGAGAGGCAAAAGGGCUUGCCCAAACAGAUCUUCGAGUCUGAUGAAGCUCCAGAUGGCAACAGUUACCAGGAUGAACAAGAUGAUCUGAAAAGACGGUCCAUGUCAAUAGAUGAUACGCCACGAGGUAGCUGGGCCUGCAGUAUUUUUGACUUGAAAAAUUCCCUUCCCGAUGCUUUGCUCCCUAAUCUUCUGGAUCGGACCCCAAAUGAAGAAAUCGAUCACCAAAAUGAUGAACAAAGGAAAUCCAACAGACACAAGGAACUUUUUGCCUUGCAUCCAGCACCUGACGAGGAGGAACCCAUAGAAAGGCUUGGCAUUCCAGAAAUCCCCAAAGAGCACUUUGGUCAAAGGCUUCUUGUCAAGUGUUUGUCUCUAAAGUUUGAAAUUGAAAUAGAGCCCAUUUUUGCAAGUCUGGCAUUAUAUGAUGUUAAAGAAAAGAAGAAGAUUUCAGAGAACUUUUACUUUGAUUUAAACUCCGAACAAAUGAAAAGCAUGUUGCGACCUCACGUUCCCCCUGCGGCCAUAACCACUUUGGCUCGUUCAGCCAUCUUUAGUAUUACAUACCCUUCCCAAGAUGUCUUCCUGGUAAUAAAGUUGGAAAAAGUACUACAGCAAGGAGAUAUUGGGGAAUGUGCUGAGCCAUAUAUGAUUAUGAAAGAAGCAGAUGCUGCAAAGAACAAGGAAAAGCUAGACAAACUGAAAAGCCAGUCAGAACAAUUUUGCCAAAGACUUGGCAAAUAUCGCAUGCCUUUUGCGUGGACUGCUAUUCAUUUAAUGAAUAUAGUCAGCAGUGCUGGAAGUUUGGAAAGAGAUUCUGGAGAAGUAGAAAUUGCCGCUGGAGAACGCAAAGGAUCUUGGUCUGAAAGAAGAAACUCUAGCAUUGUUGGUAGGCGUUCUCUAGAAAGAACCACUAGUGGGGAUGAGGCCUGUAACCUGACUAACUUUAGACCAGCUACUCUGACAGUGACAAACUUCUUUAAACAGGAAGGUGACAGGUUGAGUGAUGAAGAUUUAUACAAAUUCCUUGCGGAUAUGAAGAGGCCUUCUUCUGUUCUAAGGCGCCUGAGACCUAUCACAGCUCAGUUGAAGAUUGAUAUUUCUCCAGCCCCAGAGAACCCACACUAUUGUCUAACUCCAGAACUGUUGCAAGUAAAACUUUAUCCAGAUAGUAGAGUUCGACCAACAAGAGAGAUCUUGGAAUUUCCUGCAAGAGAUGUUUAUAUUCCAAAUACAACUUACAGAAAUCUUCUAUAUGUUUAUCCACAAAGCCUUAACUUUGCCAAUCGCCAAGGAUCUGCUCGGAAUAUUACUGUAAAAGUACAGUUUAUGUUUGGAGAGGAUCCAAGCAAUGCAAUGCCGGUAAUCUUUGGAAAAUCUAGCUGUGCUGAAUUUUCAAAAGAAGCUUAUACAGCUGUUGUUUACCACAACAGAUCUCCUGAUUUCCAUGAAGAAAUCAAAAUUAAGCUUCCUGCUACUCUAACGGACCACCAUCAUUUGCUUUUCACCUUCUACCAUGUCAGUUGCCAACAGAAACAAAACACCCCACUCGAGACUCCUGUUGGCUACACGUGGAUACCGAUGCUACAAAACGGACGAUUAAAAACAGGCCAGUUCUGCCUCCCUGUUUCUUUGGAGAAGCCACCACAAGCUUAUUCUGUACUCUCUCCAGAGGUGCCUUUGCCUGGAAUGAAGUGGGUUGAUAACCAUAAAGGAGUUUUUAAUGUAGAAAUAAUUGCUGUGUCAACUAUUCAUACGCAGGACCCCUAUCUUGACAAGUUCUUUGCACUUGUUCAUGCCCUGGAUGAACAUAUGUUCCCUGUACGGAUAGGUGACAUGAGAAUUAUGGAGAACAACUUGGAAAAUGAAUUAAAGAGCAGUAUUUCAGCUUUGAACUCAUCUCAGUUGGAGCCUGUAGUGCGGUUUCUCCAUCUUUUGCUUGACAAAUUAAUUCUUUUGGUUGUAAGACCUCCUAUUAUUGCAGGCCAAAUAGUCAAUCUAGGUCAAGCAUCUUUUGAAGCCAUGGCCUCUAUUGUAAACAGACUUCAUAAAAACCUUGAAGGAAACCAAGAUCAGCAUGGAAGAAACAAUCUUCUUACUUCAUAUAUUUAUUAUGUUUUUCGGUUACCAAAUAUGUCUUCCAAUUCUCCAUGCACAGCUCCCAGUGGUUUAGGAGGAUCAGUGCACUACGCUACCAUGGCUCGUUCAGCUAUCAGACCUGCCAGCCUAAACUUGAAUCGCUCCAGGAGCCUUAGUAACAGCAACCCUGACAUAUCAGGGACUCCAACCUCACCUGAUGAUGAAGUACGAUCAAUCAUUGGAAGUAAGGCUGCAGAUCGAAGCUGUAAUCGUAUGUCUUCCCAUACGGAGACACCAAGUUUCUUACAAACAUUAACAGGGCGACUGCCAACUAAAAAGCUUUUUCAUGAAGAACUGGCUUUGCAAUGGGUUGUCUGCAGUGGAAGUGUUCGUGAAGCAGCUCUUCAGCAAGCAUGGUUCUUCUUUGAACUUAUGGUAAAAAGUAUUGUGCAUCAUUUGUAUUUUGCUGAUAAACUCGACGCCCCGAGGAAGAAUCGUUUUCCAGAGCGCUUCAUGGAUGACAUAGCUGCACUGGUCAGCACAAUCGCCAGUGAUAUAGUUUCCCGGUUUCAGAAGGAUACAGAAAUGAUUGAAAGACUCAACACUAGUUUAGCAUUUUUUCUCAACGAUCUGUUGUCUGUCAUGGACAGAGGAUUUGUCUUUAGCCUUGUUAAGACUUAUUACAAACAGGUGUCCUCCAAGCUUUAUUCUUUACCAAACCCCAGCACGCUGGUGUCCUUGAGGCUGGAUUUCCUUCGGAUUGUCUGUAGCCAUGAGCAUUACGUUACUCUGAAUUUACCAUGUAGUUUGCUAACACCGCCUGCCUCUCCAUCUCCUUCAGUGUCAUCAGCAACAUCACAGAGUUCUGGCUUCUCAACAAAUGUCCAGGAUCAGAAGAUUGCAAAUAUGUUUGAGCUGUCCGUUCCUUUUCGUCAACAGCAUUACUUGGCAGGACUGGUACUUACUGAACUAGCUGUCAUUCUAGAUCCUGAAGCAGAUAGUUUGUUUGGAUUGCAUAAGAAAGUCAUCAACAUGGUACACAAUUUGCUAUCUAGCCAUGACUCCGACCCACGGUACUCUGACCCACAAGUAAAGGCCAGGGUGGCUACUCUGUACUUGCCUCUGAUUGGAGUGAUCAUGGAGAGUGUGCCCCAGCUGUAUGAUUUCACAGAAAGUCACAACCAGCGUGGAAGACCAAGCUGCGUCGCAGUGGAGGAUUGUGAAAGUGAGGGUGGGAACAUGAUCAGUCAGACAGUUGCUAUGGCCAUUGCAGGAACCUCUGUACCACAGCUCAGCCGGCCUACCAGUUUUCUCCUCACAUCAACGGCCAGCAGGCAACACUCAACAUUUUCAGCUGAUUCCAGUCGAAACCUUUUGAUCUGCCUCCUGUGGGUCCUGAAGAAUGCUGACGAAAGUGUUCUGCAGAAAUGGUUUACAGAUCUCUCUGUGUUGCAGCUCAAUCGCUUGUUGGAUUUGCUUUAUCUUUGCAUUUCCUGCUUUGAGUAUAAGGGGAAGAAAGUGUUUGAAAGAAUGAACAGUCUGACUUUUAAGAAGUCAAAAGAUAUGCGGGCCAAACUUGAAGAAGCUAUACUUGGGAGCAUUGGAGCCAGGCAAGAAAUGGUACGAAGAAGCAGAGGACAAUUGGAAAGAAGUCCUUCCGGAAGUGCUUUUGGAAGUCAAGAGAACCUGAGGUGGCGAAAGGACAUGACGCAUUGGAGGCAGAACACUGAAAAACUUGACAAGUCCCGGGCAGAGAUUGAACAUGAAGCACUUAUUGAUGGUAACUUGGCAACAGAAGCCAAUCUGAUCAUAUUGGAUACUUUAGAGAUAAUUGUGCAGACGGUUUUGGUGACUGAAUCCAAGGAAAGUAUUCUUGGCGGGGUACUGAAGGCUCUUCUACAUAGCAUGGCCUGCAAUCAAAGCGCUCUUUAUCUCCAGCAUUGCUUUGCUACUCAAAGAGCUUUAGUCUCAAAGUUCCCAGAACUGUUGUUUGAAGAAGAGACUGAGCAAUGUGCCGAUUUAUGCCUUCGACUCCUGCGCCACUGCAGCAGUAGCAUUAGCAUGAUACGGUCCCAUGCCAGUGCCUCUCUGUAUCUCCUCAUGAGGCAAAACUUUGAGAUUGGGAAUAACUUUGCUAGAGUGAAAAUGCAGGUGACUAUGUCACUCUCAUCUCUAGUGGGAACAUCUCAAAAUUUUAAUGAAGAGUUUCUGAGACGUUCUCUGAAGACCAUUUUGACUUAUGCUGAAGAGGAUCUGGAACUGAAGGAGACAACCUUCCCUGAUCAGGUACAGGAUCUUGUGUUCAAUCUCCAUAUGAUCCUCUCGGAUACAGUUAAAAUGAAGGAACACCAGGAAGAUCCGGAAAUGCUAAUUGACUUGAUGUACAGAAUUGCGAAAGGAUACCAGAAUUCCCCAGAUCUACGACUAACCUGGCUGCAGAACAUGGCUGGAAAACACUCCGCCAGAAAUAACCACGCCGAAUCAGCACAAUGUUUGGUUCACUCUGCAGCUCUGGUGGCUGAAUAUCUAAGCAUGCUGGAGGAUCGGAAAUAUCUCCCUGUGGGAUGUGUUACAUUUCAGAACGUUUCUUCAAAUGUUCUAGAAGAAUCUGCAGUUUCUGAUGAUGUGGUCUCUCCAGAUGAAGAAGGGAUAUGUUCUGGAAAGUAUUUUACUGAAGUGGGUCUGGUUGGACUACUGGAGCAAGCUGCAGCCUGUUUUUCCAUGGCUGGUAUGUAUGAAGCGGUCAACGAGGUUUACAAAAUCCUUAUUCCAAUUCAUGAAGCUAACAGAGAUGCCAAGAAACUGGCCACAAUUCAUGGUAAACUCCAGGAUGCAUUCAGCAAGAUAGUUCAUCAGAGUACUGGCUGGGAGGAUGGUAAGCGAAUGUUUGGUACAUACUUCCGGGUUGGCUUUUAUGGAACUAAAUUUGGAGAUUUGGAUGAACAGGAAUUCAUGUACAAGGAGCCUGCUAUAACAAAACUUGCUGAAAUUUCUCAUAGAUUAGAGGGAUUUUAUGGAGAAAGGUUUGGUGAAGAUGCUGUUGAGGUUAUUAAAGAUUCUAACCCUGUUGACAAGUGCAAACUAGAUGCCAAUAAAGCUUAUAUACAAAUCACUUAUGUUGAGCCCUAUUUUGAUACUUAUGAAAUGAAGGACAGGAUAACCUAUUUUGACAAAAACUACAAUUUGCGCCGAUUCAUGUAUUGUACUCCGUUCACGUUGGAUGGCAGAGCUCAUGGGGAGUUGCACGAACAGUUCAAAAGGAAGACUAUCUUGACAAUAUCCCAUGCUUUUCCUUACAUUAAGACAAGGAUAAAUGUCAUUCACAAGGAAGAAAUAAUUUUGACACCAAUUGAAGUUGCCAUUGAGGACAUGCAGAAAAAAACCCAAGAAUUGGCUUUUGCAACCCAUCAAGAUCCAGCAGACCCAAAGAUGCUCCAGAUGGUGCUUCAGGGUUCAGUGGGCACCACUGUAAAUCAGGGGCCGCUGGAGGUUGCACAAGUAUUUUUAUCUGAAAUACCCAAUGAUCCUAAACUCUUCCGCCAUCAUAACAAACUGCGGCUUUGUUUCAAAGACUUUACAAAAAGGUGUGAGGACGCACUACGCAAAAACAAAAGCUUGAUUGGUCCAGACCAAAAAGAGUAUCAGCGGGAACUUGAAAGAAAUUAUCAUCGUCUCAAGGAAGCCCUUCAGCCCUUGAUAAAUAGAAAAAUACCCCAAUUAUACAAGGCUGUUCUACCUGCUGCUUGUCACAGAGAUUCCUUCAGCAGAAUGAGCCUUCGCAAAAUGGACAUAUAAGCACUUCAGAAGGCACUUAAAGAGUUUUAAGGUACUGAAAAAGCAGGUUCAGUGUUAUCGACACCAGAAAAUAUGUGGAAUUUGCUCUGGGCAGCUAACACAUGUUUUUUUGAUUUGCAUGGGAGCAUUAAGUGGCCAAAUCUUUUCUCCUGGAAAAUGUAGUUUUAAAAGUCUGUUUUUGUAAAAUCUAUUGCCAACAGUAUGAAAGUAUUUUUAAAACUUUAAUAUUCAAAGGUACUCUGAAUUCAUCAACCUUAUUUAUAGCAUUCUGUAAUGUGAUUUUUUUUUUAGUUUGUAUAUUUAAUUUAUAAUAGCAUUUGAAAAAGCAAACAAUUUUUAAUAUAGUGUUUGUUUAUAUUAAUGGUACUAUUAAAUAUUUGAAAAUUU